Molecule: messenger RNA, 987 nt
Organism: Ostertagia ostertagi
Lineage: Eukaryota; Metazoa; Nematoda; Chromadorea; Rhabditida; Trichostrongylidae
Source: the annotation of a GenBank genome assembly
CCUGCUCCGAAGCCUACCUGGUAUCACAAUGGUCGGGAAAUCAGUGAAGAUACCGAUGAAGGGUUUCGGUUUGAAUCGUACGGGAAGACAUUGGUAUUCAAUGUAACGCAAGACAAAGCCGGCAAGUAUGACUGCCGUUUUCCCGUCCAUAAUGACAUCGACAGGGCGUUCAACGUGGUAGUGGAAGCCGCUCCGUACUGGCCAGAUGGACCACCACCGAACACCAACACCAGCGAAGGUGAGACGGUCACCUUCGACUGCACGACAAGUGGAAAGCCAGUGCCGAAAGUCACUUUCUACAAAAAUGGCGUUGAGAUGAAAAAGCCGAAGGACGGCGAGAAAUGGGUAAUUGAGACGAAUCGACUCACCAUCUACGAUGUGAAAAAGGGUAUCCAUGGCAAGGGCGAUAAUGCAGUCUACCAAUGCAAAGCUGAAAACAAGCACGGCUACGUGUGGACGAACUUCUACCUCAAUCUCUUGGCAUUCAAACCUCAACUGUUAACGGAUGCUGGAGAGGUCGAAGCUGUGGCAGGCCAGUCGGUGUCGCUGGAGUGCAAAUUCUUUGCCAGCCCUAAUGCAGUUAUCACAUGGUCCAGCCCAGUUCUGCAAGGCAUUGUUCAUAACGUAAUUCCGGCGAAUCCGCACGGUGUUGGAAAACUUGUUAUCCCCAACGUUACCCCCGAAGCGGAAGGCGAAUACGAAUGUACGGGCACAAAUAAGUAUGGUCAGUCUAAAGGAGCAGCGAAACUACUAGUGCGAAAAGCGACGCGAUUGGAACCGUUCCGACGAUCCGAGGAAGUAAAAAUUGCCGGCGAGACUAUUCGUCUGCCUUGUGAAGCUACUCCAGAUGAACGAUUUAGUAAGGUGGACGACGAUAAUUCAUUGUUGGUCAACAAUCCGACUCAGUAUGACUCGGCGAAGUACAAAUGUAUUGCCAGCACGAAACUCGACAAAGUAGAGAAGGAGGUCCAGAUACAAAUCAAGGGU